Molecule: messenger RNA, 351 nt
Organism: Vicia faba (fava bean)
Lineage: Eukaryota; Viridiplantae; Streptophyta; Magnoliopsida; Fabales; Fabaceae
Source: the annotation of a GenBank genome assembly
AUGUUUUUUAUUUUUACUUUUUUGUCCUCUUAUGCUGUGGGUGUUUUUUCACAUCUUGAUGAAAAGUGCGAUAAGUCUGAUAUCCAAAUAAAUCAAUCUCCAACUGCUCCACUUCCAAGUGGUAUUCCAACAUACACAGUUGAGAUUGUAAAUACACGGGUCAUUGGUUGUGUCAUCUCUAAUGUUCAUGUUGCAUGUGGCAUGUUCAGUUCUGCGACACUUAUCGAUCCAAACAUCUUCAAACGUCUCAACAAUAAUGAUUGUUUAGUUAAUGGUGGAAACCCUAUUUCUAAUGGAGGUGUUAUUUCCUUCAAGUAUGCUACCACGUAUUCUUUCCCUUUAUCUGUUUAA